Molecule: messenger RNA, 249 nt
Organism: Symbiodinium natans
Lineage: Eukaryota; Dinophyceae; Suessiales; Symbiodiniaceae
Source: the annotation of a GenBank genome assembly
AUGGAAGCCAUCUUUGAGUUUCUUGACAUUCUUGAAUUCAACCUAGUGCGAAGUCUGUGGCCCAUCUAUGUGCUCUGGGAGGUGGUGAGCCCCGAUGCGAUCUUUCUCCGCGCCGACCUGGCAGAGCUGCUGGGCAUCAAGGCUCUGGACGAGUUCCAUGCCUAUGCGCGUAGCUGGGCCGACAUCCAUAGCUUCCCCAGGCCACUUCAGCUAAGAGAAUGUUCAGGGUUUAGGUUUAACGUAACUUAG